UUUAAGGCGCCCGAAAACCGUGGGAGGAAAACAAAGCCAAAUAUAUCGAAAAUGUAAUUAUUUCAAGUCUUCAGUGCGCUAUAUUUGCAUUCUGAGCAUAACGUACAUUCGUUUGGUCGAUUAGUUAACCGUUUUCCGGCAUCGGAUUCCGUUUUGAGAGGUUGUUUAUCAGUAGUAGGGGGAACUUGAAACCGCUCUUGUCCCAUUUCCUCGGUUGUUUUGCUUUUUUCGCCUGGAUUCUCCAUGUUGGAGCAAUAGCGAGGUCUUUCACAGUGUCACUAGCAAGUGGAGCUACCGUUCAAUUACUUUUUUUACAUCCUGUUACAUAUAUGUGGCGAAAAAGGUAGCCAGUAUUAAGAAACAAUAACAGCUAGCGAAUACGUUUCGUCCGUUGCAACUUGGAGGAAGCGAACAAAAACAAUUUGCUUUUUGGAUUAUAGCGAAAGAGAAGACCACAACGGCUUGCCCCAAGCGCGACAGCUAACAGCUAGCUAGCUGAAUGUUGAAAGUGCCUGUGACUGGGGGGAACGGAUUGGAUUUAGAGGGGCUGCGCAUUUGUUAGAUGGAAAGUUCUAUCAUCACUCAAGUGCAAAAAGAAGAUACUCAGCUACCGUCCAAGACAGGCCAGGUGAGCAAAUCUUCCCCCAAGAAGCCUCGGAGCCGGAAUAUCUUCAAAGCGCUCUUCUGUUGCCUCCGAGCACAGGAUGUCCCCCAGUCUCCUCCCCCUUCCCAGGAUACUUUGCUGCCUCCUGAGGACAAUGGGACGAUCGCCAAGUAUGAUCUGCUCCAAACUCUUCGCUACCAGUAUCACCAAAUCCCAGGGACCAGCUUGCUACCCGAGGUGACCCCUCAGGACCAAGGCAAGAUCUGCGUGGUCAUCGACCUGGACGAGACUUUGGUGCACAGCUCCUUCAAGCCAAUCAGUAAUGCUGAUUUCAUCGUACCUGUGGAGAUUGAGGGGACGACACACCAGGUCUAUGUUCUGAAGAGACCCCAUGUAGAUGAGUUUCUGCAGAGAAUGGGGGAAAUGUUUGAGUGUGUCCUUUUCACUGCCAGUCUAGCCAAGUAUGCAGAUCCAGUAACUGAUCUGCUGGACCAGUGUGGGGUCUUCCGGGCCCGUCUCUUCCGGGAGUCCUGCGUCUUCCACCAGGGCUGUUAUGUUAAGGACCUGAGCCGCCUGGGCCGGGAGCUCAACCAGAUCCUCAUCCUGGACAACUCCCCCGCCUCUUACAUCUUCCACCCCGAGAAUGCUGUGCCUGUGGUGUCCUGGUUUGACGACCUAGAGGACACAGAACUGCUGAACCUGCUGCCCGUGUUUGAGGAGCUGAGUGAAGCGGACGACGUCUACGCCAAACUAAAGCAGCUGCGUGAACCCUGAUCAAACACUCGCACCUGUGCACCCGACCCUUCUGAAUGAUGCCUGCCCGCACACUCCUGCGCCCCACACACACACACACACACACACAUAUACACACACAUAUAGGUUUACACACACACACACACACACACACACACACACAGAAAGCGUGUUUGCGUAGAGGCAACACUAUGGAGACACAAAGCCAAACACAGACACAUCAGUAUAUGCACAUACACUGAGGGCACAUGUAGCGCACACACACACACACACACACACACACACACACAGAAAAUCUCCUCUCUCCCCCAAAGACUGCCCAUGCUGAGCCUGGUGCUUUCAGUUCCAGAAACGGUAACAAUCGGACAGGUUGUCACUAAUAAAGAGCACUGCAGCCCCUCCCCCACACAAACAAACACACACACACACACACACUUCCACACACAUUUUAAAUACAUAAACACACACUUCUACUUGGAGGAAGCAACCCCUCCUUCCCUUUCCCCACUCCUCCAAAUGAACCUUAAAUUCAUAUAGCACUAAUCCACGACACCACGACACUUCUUUCCCCUGAACGUGACUGGUGACUCUCUUACUGUAUGAACGUUACCCAUGCCAAAUCUCUCCCACAGACCCUUCACUCCGCAACUGUCCAAUAGGAACGCACAGUCUCUAAUAACCCAUUAACCCUCACCGAUGUAUGCCAACUGGCACGCAGCAACAUUGUUUAAAGACUUCCUGUUAGAAAAGCAAAAUACUGCUCUAGUUUUCCCUUGGGAAAUCUAUCUUCAGGAAACGCCCUCAAUGCUGAACCACGGGCGGCCCGUGACCCAAGCGACUUGACCGAGCACGACACUCAAUGAGAAGACACAGUGACCUACGACCAGACCUUUAUUCGGGAGCUUGGAGUCUCCAUCAUCGUGCCUUUUUUUUAGAGGAAAAAAAAAGCAAAGAGGACAAAUUUUAAAGGAAAGGAAAAAAGCUUUGUUCCUAAAGAGAUGGUUGUUCUUUUUCAAUAGUUAGUUUUUUUUUCUAUAUACGUUUUCUAAAUGUCUUUUGAUGUUCUCUAUGUUAAAAAAAAAAUAUAGGUAUUUUUUGUAUUUUUUUCUGAUGUUGAGGAAGAACAGCCAUACAAUUGAUAGCCUCUCUUCCUGGUUGUAUCUGUCUAAAAAAAAAAAAGAAAAGAAAACCUCAGUGUUUUUUUGCCAGUGGUGACAUCAUCCUCAGCCAAUAGGGACCAUCGCAAUCAGUUCCCUUUCCAAGACCACUCUCUCAGUGUGUUCUGGUAGUUUUAUACCUUUCACUUUGCCUAGAUAUGCAAAUCUACCUGUCACACCUUUUCAAUUCAGUCUUUCUCAAGCAUUUUUUGGCCUUUCUCCAAUUCACCUAUUUGUAGGCCUUAAAUAUUUUGAGACCCUACUGGGAAUUAGACUUAAAUUUGCCAUCGACGCACUGCAACUACAGUAUUCAAGUAUGUAUGUAUGGCUGUUCUGAGCAAUCUGAUUUUAUUUUAGGGUUGGGGGUGGAUGGCUGUUAAAACUUAGUGCUAUGCAUAUGGGUGUAAUUCUACCACCCAAACCCCGCUAAACCAAACGUGGAUCUUUAUCACUACUUUAUACCAAGUCAGCAUUUAACUGUUAAGUAUUGCUUAUUUGAAAAAAAAAAGAAAAAAGCAACCUUGAAGAAUAGGAUAACAAAUUGUAGUAGGGCAGGAAAAUUCAUUUGCGUAAUAGCAUAUUAAAGCAAAGGACCUGUUCGUUUCUCCGUUUGGAGAAGGUGCCUGGUUGAAGUUGGUGGAUGUGAGAACAUCCGAGCUUGAAAGUAUGUUCAGCCCAGGCAAGCCCCAUCUGCUGCAUUUCUCUUGUCAUUGUUAUGUUGUUCUUUCUUUUGCGUUCUUGUUUUUUUGUUUUAUUUUGUUUGCCAAAAGCCUCAAUAUUGUUCUUAAUGCCCAAAUGAAGUGCCUUGACUGUGCACAAUUGGACUCUUUCUCCACUCCUAAAUCUUUUGUUUUCUUUUGUUUUACCAUCAGAAUUAGUGUGUAUUUCUGUGGACUUGUACGCUGCAUAUUCAAGCAAAUGAAUCGCUCCAUAAAAUAAUUCUUUCCAAAGUGAUAAACCCAUGGCUUUCUUUUCUCUUUUGUUUUGGUCUUGGAUUGGAUGUUGUUUCAUUCAUUAUUUUAUUAUUCUUUCUUGCUUUCCCUCUUGCGUCUUCCUUUCUUUUCUGUUAUUCUUUCUUUCUUGCUUUCCAUUUCAUUCUUCAUCUUGCUUAUGUGUAUAUUCCUGAGGAUAAGAUAUCCACUUGCCUAAUUCAUGGGUCAUUUAGAUCCUUCAUCUCUUUGUCCUUACGUGUAUGCUGGAGCAUCUUGAAUUUAUAAACUAAAGCUUUUGGAGAUGCAAAUCUGCCAAAGCCAUUUUCCAGACUAAUUUGUAGAGGCAACGAACACAGCACAAGGAUUGAGUUUUGCCUUGAUUUCAUUAGCUUUGGAGCGAAGAGUGAUCCGCCUCUUGAUGAUAUGACUCCUGAAUUACUAGCCACAGGCUCUGCAUUCAACUUGGCCUUGAAUACCAAAUGAAACCCAAAUGAGCCCACUGAGAGGACAUCCACAAAUUUAGACAGGUUUACUGUAUGAUCGACAAUUCAGUAAGUCAUGGUGAGGGGGUAGUAAGGAAAGUUGUUGUUAAUGAAUCUCCGUUUUAAUGGAACAGGGUUAGGAAUCUCUUGAGUAGGCUAUUGUAGUGUUCUGACCAUAACAAUUGAGGGGAAGCAAAAAGGCGUUCACAAUUAUACCUUCUCAUUUGUGUGGUGCUAGCACAACAGAACUUUUGGGGAAACCACCCAGAUAUGGAAAUGAUACAAGAAGCUGGUUUUUACUGUAUGUGCAAUUAUGAAAAAAAAAAAACGAAUGUCAGUUGGUGUGUCUGGUCUUUCAGGGCUGGUUGACAUAUACACACAGGUUUGUUUUCUUACAUGUGUUCUUGUUGUGUUACAUGUUAUUAUAUGUUGGGAAUCAAAAGAAAGCAGGGGUUGUCUGAGCUUUUAAACUGUCAUAGAUUCAACCACGUGUCUCUGACUCAUUGGAGUCUGAGGGCAUGUUUCCCUGUGACAUUAUUUCUUAAGUUCUGGUACUCCUUUGAGAAUUUUACAUGGGUUUUGGAAAAUCACAUCUGCACCUCAGUCAUUUUCAGUAACCAUCCCACCACUGCCAUCAAGGGUGCUUUUUGUCACCAACUUUGACCUCCUCAUGUGGUAGCAUUAACUCGACACGUAUAGCUAGAACAAUCUCACGAAUUCAUGGGGCAGCUCAGCCUAAGCUGGUACUGCAUUGUGUUGCAUUGCAUUUUGCAAACUGUAACCCGAUAUUAAGGACCAGUCACUAGUUAAUUAACAGCAGAUACUGAUACAAUGAGUUCUGAGGGCAUUUAUGCAGUUUUCUUCUGCCUGAUGUUCAGACAGACUUGCUUUACUGAUUAAAUACCAGCAAGCUGGCCUUCACCUACCACGUAAUGAGAUGAGACCCCUGUGUCUCGGGUUCGGUUUCUGGCGACAUCAGAUUUUAAGUUUUUCUUGACGGUGUCAAGUGGACCAAUAAAAAAGUGUCUCUAGAGGGAUGUUGAUGGGCAUAUUUUGUUUCUCGCAAGAGUGAGGUCUCCCGCGACCCCCUCCCCAUGGUUUGUAUUUGUAAACGUCCUGCAAAUCCACUUCAGUGUUGAAGCGUGUGGACAUGAGUGUUCAUCUGAUGAAUGAAAUCUAGGACCUACAGAUGUUCUGUGCCUGGUCAGAGGAAGCCUUAGUUUGAAAAAAAAAAUGACAUUUGUUUUGAGUCUGUCAAGGUUUUUUUCUUUUUAAAAAAAAAAAUUAUAUAAUUAUUUGAUCAAGGUAUGCACCAUGAACAAUAAUGCCAAUAAUAGCUAUGCAGAAGGAAAGAGUACAUUACUUUACAAAAAGGAAAAGAAAAUCAUCUAUUAAUCUCUUCUCUUUUUUUGCAAAUAUACUAUUUUUAAAAACUUGAAAUAAGAUGAGUACACAAGAUUUCAACAUAUUUCAUUUUUAAUUUUUGUUUUCUGUUCUCUUUUUCAUUUGUUCAACUAGAAACUCUGAAAAUUGAAAAUAAAAACAUUGAUUAUGA
Sardina pilchardus (European sardine) is the source of this 5483-nucleotide messenger RNA. It is a transcript of the gene ctdsp2, whose product is annotated as CTD (carboxy-terminal domain, RNA polymerase II, polypeptide A) small phosphatase 2. The record is from RefSeq and is a predicted model, not a curated record. The transcript is spliced from 8 exons. NCBI's taxonomy places the organism in Eukaryota, Metazoa, Chordata, Actinopteri, Clupeiformes, Clupeidae. The coding region runs from base 563 to 1378 and encodes 271 amino acids. Gene Ontology annotation, molecular function: RNA polymerase II CTD heptapeptide repeat phosphatase activity.